Molecule: messenger RNA, 5606 nt
Organism: Mesoplodon densirostris (Blainville's beaked whale)
Lineage: Eukaryota; Metazoa; Chordata; Mammalia; Artiodactyla; Ziphiidae
Gene: ZNF774
Product: zinc finger protein 774
Exons: 4
Coding region: 1569-3023 (484 amino acids)
Source: RefSeq, a predicted model, not a curated record
UCGCUGUCUUGUCCAGAGUCCCACCUGUGUUCCCACAGCACUGUCACGAAUCCCAGUCGGGUUCUGGGUGGGACUGCCACGGCGUUGCGGGCCGGGUGCGGCUCGGCGGUGGAGGACUCUCACUUCGUGCUCCAUCCCGGUCUGGGCCCCGGGGCGGUGGGCCCUGCUGUUGGGUUUUGUAAUGAAUGGAGAAAUAAAAUGUAUGCUCAAAACUCAUUACAGUUUUCACUUCCUAAUGACAUUAUUUUUGUUUGUUAAGGUUUUAAACCAGAGAGAUGAAAUGUAUUCCCACGGCUUUUAGGCUCCUAAAAACGCAGUACUUUAUAAGUGACCAAUAGCAAUAUGUGUAAAUGCAUAAAUGUUUCCAGGAAAAGUGUGUGUAUUCUAGUAGUGCACAGGUGCUCUGAUUGGUGAGACAAAAGAUGUGAAAGAGGGCUUCCCUGGUGGCGCAGUGGUUGCAAGUCCGCCUGCCGAUGCAGGGAACAUGGGUUCGUGCCCCGGUCUGGGAAGAUCCCACAUGCCGCGGAGCGGCUGGGCCCGCAGCCUGCGUGUCCGCAGCGGGAGAGGCCACAACAGUGAGAGGCCCGCGUAUCGCAAAAAAAAAAGAUGUGAAAGAGUAAAAGUUCCUCACCCCGGUCUGAUCCAUCCUCCACUGAAAUGCAGAAUUCUUUGUAGGAGGUUCAUCUGUUCAAUCAGCUGGCUGACUAUAUUUGUUUUUAGUGGAAACUCGUUAAGGGGGAAAACAAACAAAAAAACAAACAUUAUCCUAUAUUACUUUGUGACUCCUAAUGCCUAACAGAAUAUUAAUUACUGAAUAAAUUACUGAUCCAUCCAGUAACCUGACCAUCUCCCCCGAAAUAAUUUUUUCAUGAUAGUGAUGUUAAUUUUAUUAAUGUGUUAAUGAUUGUUUUUAGCCCCCAAGCAUUUUGUUUUGUGCUUAUCGCCAUUGAAUUUCACUUAAUUUUACAGCUUAUCCAUGUUGUUUUUUUAAAAUCCAUGUCUUUUUAAGUCCCAUUUCUGAUUGCAUUAAACCUUGAAAUAGAAUGAUACCUAGGGCAGUUCCUUUUGGGCUUCUGCAUAGUUUGUCCCUUGAAGUUGACACUAAAUCUACAAGCCAGGAAAAGUCAGCUAUUCUCAUAACUAAUAUGAGUCUAAUGAAGUCUGCAAUUUCCUACCUAGCCGAGGAAAAUGUAGUUGGAGAGAAUCCAAAGCUUUCCAGAAAUCAGGUUAUACCUGUGCACUCUCUCCUCUGUUUAUCUUGUCCAUCAUGGACAAUUUGUUCCUCAAAAAGUUAAUGUCUCCAAAAGACUGAGUGUUCUGCAGAUGUUUUUGGGAGGCCCAGGCCUCAUUUUGUGAUGAGAAAGUUGGCCAAAGGAAAGAUUAUGUUAAAACAGAAUAAGAAAAGCAUCCCUUCUGUGGUUGACAGCAUUUACCUCAGAGCUAUUCCAGUCAGCGGGGUUUUGUUUAGGUAUGUUGGGGCCAUAGUGGCUGUCUUUUGGUUUUGAGACAAUGGUGAGAAUAUCUAAAGAGCUCUUAAUGCAUACUGAGGUCUCUUGCUAUAGGAACUGAUGAUGUGGCUGGGGACUUCAGGGAUGAGUGGAUUACCUGGACACUGCUUAGAGAGUCCUCUUCAGGGAUACCACCCAGCACAGUUAGAAGAAUGGGCUCUCAAAGGGAUUUCUAGACCAAGUGCAAUCUCCCAGCUAGAGCAGAAGGAAGAGCCAUGGGUCUUACCACUCCAAAAUUUUGAGGCGAGGAAGAUCCUGAGGGAAAGUCACACAGAUUUUAAGAAUCAGGUGGUAAAACUCAAUCAGGACAUUUCUGAAACAGCAGAACAAUGUGGAACAUCCUCAGAAAGGGCCAAGAAAGAUACUUCUCAUACUCCUCGUUGGGGAGGAAACUGGGCUAGGGGUCUUGAAUUAGAAGGGCAGCAUGGAACCCUUCUAGGAGAGGGCGAGCAGGAGCCCUUUUCACAGGAGAAGGAAUUAAACAAGCUGCUGGAAGGAUAUAUAGGAAAGAAGCCAGUGUGUGCAGAAUGUGGAAAAAGCUUUAACCAGAGUUCCUAUCUCAUAAGACACCUAAGAACCCAUACCGGUGAGAGGCCUUAUAAAUGCAUGGAAUGUGGGAAAGGCUUCAAACAGAGUUCAGACCUUGUCACCCACCGCAGAACACACACAGGGGAGAAACCCUACCAAUGCCAUGGAUGUGAGAAAAAAUUCAGCGACAGCUCAACCCUCAUCAAACAUCAGAGAACCCACACAGGUGAGAGACCCCAUGAGUGCCCAGAGUGUGGGAAGACUUUUGGACGGAAACCACACCUCAUAAUGCACCAAAGAACCCACACAGGAGAGAAGCCCUACACAUGCCUCGAGUGUCAUAAAAGCUUUAGUCGCAGCUCCAAUUUCAUCACCCACCAGAGGACCCACACGGGAGUGAAGCCUUACAGGUGUAAUGACUGUGGGGAGAGUUUCAGCCAGAGCUCGGAUUUAAUUAAGCACCAGCGAACCCACACAGGAGAACGGCCCUUUAAGUGCCCGGAGUGUGGGAAGGGCUUUAGAGAUAGUUCCCAUUUUGUGGCUCACAUGAGCACUCACUCAGGAGAAAGGCCGUUCAGUUGUCCUUACUGCUACAAAAGUUUCAGUCAGAGCUCGCAUCUGGUCACGCACCAGAGGACACACACAGGUGAGAGGCCUUUUCAGUGUGACAGCUGUGGGAAAGGAUUUGCCGACAGCUCUGCCCUCAUCAAGCACCAACGGAUCCACACAGGAGAAAGACCCUAUAAAUGUGGCGAGUGUGGGAAGAGCUUCAAUCAGAGCUCCCACUUCAUUACCCAUCAACGAAUCCACUUAGGAGACAGACCCUAUCGCUGUCCUGAGUGUGGCAAAACCUUCAAUCAGCGUUCCCAUUUUCUCACACACCAGAGAACACAUACAGGAGAAAAACCGUUUCACUGUAGUAAAUGUGACAAGAGCUUCCGACAGAAGGCACACCUUUUAUGCCAUCAGAACACCCAUUUGAUCUAGGAAAUAGUCUUUAAUGGUUCUUCUCCUCCCUUCCAAAUUUCCAUUGCUAUUAUCUUUAAGCGCUCCAAAUAGAGAAAACCUGAAACUGGGUGUUGGCGGCUCAAGUCGGGCCCUGAUCUGUUUCUCUUUUUCCGUGCUUUAAUGGUGAGGAUAAACCUACAGGGUCCAAAUAAUGUUCUAAACACAAAAGGCAUUCCUUCAGUGUUUUUGACUGACUCUUAGACAGAAAAAUGUGAGUUUAAUGCUUGAUGCCUUGUUACUAAAAGAGAAGUGAGAUAAAUGUAGUCACAUUCUCAUCAUUAAUGAUUCAUAUUUGAGAUCUUAUACAAAGCCCUUGAUACAAUGCCUGGCCUUUAAAAGACACUCAAUACAGGGUUGGUUGCUUUUAUCAGCCUUAUUACUCAAUAAGGAAUUUAUUAUUGCAGCCCCACAAGCCCAGAACUUGCAAGAAAUUAGACUGGAACUAGAAGAUUCGGGGUGUGAACACAUAGAUUUAAUAAAACAGAAAACACUCUCCUAAUCCAGUGCUAUGUGGUCACCAGAUGUCUCACAGCCAUGACAAGGCAGAAUUAUCGUAGAGGAUGUCUGCAGUCUUGUGACUUGGAGACUAGAAGAAUUUUAGAAGCUCUUUGUACAGCAGUGUAUGAGGUACUCCCCCUGGAGGUUUGCUGCCAUCUGAGGCAUAGAAAAUAUCCUGUGAUGAACAGCCCAGAGGAACCUGGAUGAGGACUGUAAAAUUGUGGAAGCAAAGUUGCUGAGAAUGUUAAAUGAUAUUGCAGCGAUCCUUCCUGGCAUUUAGCUGAAGGAUGUAACCCUUGUUUUGUAAUUUGCUGGGUCACUGGCCCUUUAGUUUUAAGUUAACGCAAGUCUCUGAUCCUUUUAGGGUCAUUCAUUUUAUGCACUAGCAUAGUCCUCUAUUUAAUUGAAGAUAUGGAGGGAAGGCAGUGUGUUCGAAGGCACAGCGACUUCGUUGAGAAGGUGAGAUGUUUGUGUCUUGGCCCCUUGACACCUAAUUUGGCCAGACUUUCCCAUUCUCUCAGGCCCUACCUUACUUACCUCACAAGGUUAUUGUGAGGAUCUGAUACAUAUACACACACAUGCACACACACACACGCACUUUUUGUUAAACUAAAGUGUAAUACCUGUAAAGUUUAAUGUUACAGUAUUGUUGCCAGUGUCUUUUCUUCCAAGGAGCUGUGGCUAAUAUUUCCGAAGGUGUCCCACUUUCUCUCAUAUUGAGGGACUUCUUUUUUUACCUAUUGAAAACCUAAGGCCUUCAAAUGCUCAACUCAUUAUGUGACUCAUUACGGGUCACGUGAUGAGCUAACGGAAGAGCCAGGAUCUCUCUGCAGGUCUCCUCUUCAACAACAUGGAACAGACCAGCUCUGGGAUUUGUUAGAGUGUCUCUGAGACACCACAGGCCUGGAGGACCCAUAUUAUAUCCAUCAAACCACUCUGAAUUUGGAAAUGAUGGAGGGAUGUAGCCUAAGUUCCCGAGAGCUUUAUAGGGUCCUGUGCUGGGGUCCUGGAUCCUCAUGGCAGAUGUAAGUGGUUAAGGAGGGAGUUGGGUGUUGAAUACUCCGGAGAGAAGAGUGGGGGACUGAAGGUGUUUUCUUUCAAGCUUUCCUGUGUCAAUACAGACUAAAUUAAUACAUCAGCCUUGGAACACUAGUUCUCUUCCAUUAUAUGGAGUGCCACCUAAGUGCUGUAACUCAUGGGGGGAUAGAACUCAGCUGAUAACCUAAACGCUUUCUUUAAUAGGUAAUUAUCAGAAAAAAAAAAUCUGGUUAAUCCAGAGCUGUAAAUUCUUAAAAUGUGAGCCCAGACCAGUAGCAUUAUCAUCACCUGGGAACUUGUUAGAAAUGCAAAUUCUAAGUCCCCACCCCAGACCUACUGAACUGGAAACUCUAGGGGUGGGGUCCAGCAAUAUGUGUCUUAAUAAGCCCUCCAGGUGAUUAUAAUGCAUACUCAAGGUUGAGAACCACUGCUUUAAAAGGUAGCUCCUACAAAAUGUAGACACAGUACUGUUAUUGCUCCUACCAAAAAUGAACAGUGAUUUUGUAAUCAUCAAAUACUCCAGUCAAUGUUCACGUUUCCCUAAUUAUCUUGUGUUUUUUUAAUUUAUUUAUUUAUUUAUUUACUUACUUACUUAUUUAUUUUUUGGCCUUGCUGCAUGGCUUGCGGGAUCUCAGUUCCCCGACCAGGAAUUGAACCUGGGCCACUGCAGUGAAAGUGCCGAGUCCUAACCACUGGACCGCCAGGGAAUUCCCUGUUUUUAUUUUUUAGAAACCAAAUAAGGUCUCUACAUUCAAUUGGUUGAUAUGUUGCUUACAAAAUCCUCCCUCUUCUCUCUCUCUCGUUUUCUUGUAUUUAAUUUGUUGAAAAAAAACCUUGUCCUUUAACUGUCUCCCACAGGUCUGUAUUUGGCUAAUUCCAUCCUAUGGGGGUCCUUUAACAUGCUCCUCUGUCCUCUGCUUUCCUAAUAUUGGUAGUUGGAUCUGUAAACAUGAUCAGGUUCAGAUGUGGGAGGGGGGGCAAGAAUACUCCAUAGUGAUCUUAUGUAACUUCUAUCAAGAGGUACCU